This is a messenger RNA of Nicotiana tabacum (common tobacco), 1617 nucleotides long. Lineage: Eukaryota; Viridiplantae; Streptophyta; Magnoliopsida; Solanales; Solanaceae. The record is from RefSeq and is a predicted model, not a curated record.
AUGGACUCGAGUUCGGAGUUAGUGAGAUCAAUUGAAUCGGCGUUAGGAGUGUCGUUGGGGAGCGAUACGGUGUUGGUGCUACUGACGACGUCGUUUGCAGUCAUCGUUGGGUUAGUGGUGUUGUUUUUGAAGAGAUCAAGUGAUCGGAGUAAAGAAGUGAAGCCUAUCGUGUUCCCCAAGUCCUUACAUGUGGAGUCGGAGGAGGAGAUUGAGCUGGAACCUGGAAAAGUUAAGGUCACCGUAUUUUUCGGUACUCAAACUGGUACUGCUGAGGGUUUUGCAAAGGCUUUAUCAGAGGAGAUAAAAGCAAGAUAUGAGAAGGCAGUAGUGAAAGUUGUAGACAUGGAUGAUUAUGCUGCCGAUGAUGAUCUGUAUGAGGAGAAACUGAAGAAAGAGACAGUAGCAUUUUUCAUGGUGGCAACUUAUGGGGAUGGCGAGCCCACUGAUAAUGCUGCAAGGUUUUACAAGUGGUUCACUGAGGGACAAGAACGGGGCACGUGGCUGCAGCACCUUACUUAUGGUGUUUUUGGAUUGGGUAAUCGCCAAUAUGAACAUUUUAACAAGAUUGGGAAGGUGAUAGAUGAACAAUUAAGUGAACAAGGUGCAAAACGUAUUGUGCCUGUUGGCCUUGGCGAUGAUGAUCAGUGCAUUGAAGAUGAUUUUGCAGCCUGGCGAGAACAACUGUGGCCUGAAUUGGAUCAAAUACUUAGAGAUGAGGAUGAUGCAAAUUCUGCAGCCACUCCAUAUACAGCUGCAAUUUCUGAAUAUCGUUUGGUUAUCCAUGAUACCACGUCGACUCAUGAGGAUAAGCAUGCCCGCAUGGCUAAUGGAAAUACUUCGUAUGACAUCCACCAUCCAUGCAAAGUAAAUGUUGCUGUUCAAAGAGAGCUUCACACACCCGAUUCUGAUCGCUCAUGUAUACAUUUGGAGUUUGAUAUAUCUGGCACUGGGAUUUCCUAUGAAACAGGAGAUCAUGUGGGUGUUUAUGCUGAAAAUCCUGAAGAAAUUGUUGAGGAAGCUGCGAGAUUGCUGGGGCAGUCAUUAGACUUAAUAUUCUCUAUUCAUACUGACAAGGAGGACGGUACAGCUCUUGGAGGCUCAUUGCCCCCACCUUUCCCUGGUCCUUGCACACUGCGUGCUGCACUUGCACGUUACGCAGAUCUUCUGAAUCCUCCGCGGAAGACUACUUUGAUUGCAUUGGCUGCUCAUGCAGCCGAACCUAGUGAAGCAGAAAAGCUUAAGUUCUUGGCAUCUCCACAGGGCAAGGAAGAUGAGUAUUCUGCAUGGAUUGUUGCAAGUCAAAGAAGUCUUCUUGAAGUAAUGGCUGAGUUCCCUUCGGCAAAGCCUCCUCUUGGUGUAUUUUUUGCAGCGGUUGCCCCUCGUUUACAGCCUCGUUACUAUUCAAUCUCGUCAUCUCCUCGAUUUGCUCCUGCUAGAGUCCAUGUGACCUGUGCACUAGUCUAUGGUCCAACUCCCACUGGCCGGAUUCACAAAGGAGUGUGUUCGACUUGGAUGAAGAAUGCAGUUCCGUUGGAGAAAAGUCAAAAUUUCAGCUUUGCUCCCAUCUUCAUUAGGCCAUCUAAUUUCAAGUUACCGGUUGACCCUUCAGUUCCAAUU